This is a messenger RNA of Caenorhabditis remanei, 1281 nucleotides long. RefSeq lists its product as uncharacterized. The record is from RefSeq and is a predicted model, not a curated record. Gene Ontology annotation, molecular function: nucleic acid binding. NCBI's taxonomy places the organism in Eukaryota, Metazoa, Nematoda, Chromadorea, Rhabditida, Rhabditidae. Bases 1 to 1281 code for a protein of 426 amino acids. The transcript is spliced from 6 exons.
AUGCAAACGCAAACCCUCUCAUCUUCUCGACCACCUGUUCCGAAAAAGACUCGUCCUCUCAUGACUCUUCCUCUAAUUGCGCCGCCAACUCCUUUCAUCAAUCCUCCUGCCUCUCCGGUGGCUCCCAAGCAAUCGUCGCAAUCCGGAUGGGACUACUGGACACGCGUCUAUUCCGAUGACUCUCAACCACCGCCUGCGUCUCGUGACGUCCGGGUCUCUGAUAUGCUCAGCUCGGACACCUUGGUUCGUGCAAAAUUACUAUUUUUGAAUGUCCCAAAUCUUCCGCCGGCUCAUAAGAGUAUUAUAAUGAACCUGGUGAAGAAAGAGAUCCGGGACGAUAUCUCGAUUCAAGACGUGAUUGUGGUACCGCCCGGGAAGUGGUUUCUAAACUUUUUCCGCGCGGAAGACGCCCUUAAAGUGCUGAAAUACUUUGAAGGAUUCUCGUAUCGUGGACAUACACUGGCAGUGAGAUUCUGCUAUCCGGAUGGGACGUACGGCGACGAAGCGGCACUCACCCAACUAGUCCAAUGUAGCAAUAAUGCGAAGGGACGGCUUUUCGAGAAGAAGGAGAUCGUGCAAGAUACAAUCACCCCAGAGUCCUGGACAGUGGCACAAUGCGUCGAGCUGAAAAUUUUCGAGACCGAGAUAAUGAAUCUCCUGAAAGCCCACGCCUACCUACCGUAUCAUAAUGUUUUGCAAGCUAUGAAUAACCUAUUCACGAUUCGAUUCACGUCAUCUCUCUCCUCGAUUUUCAUUAGUGAAGCGUUAACUCAAUGGCCGACUGGAGUGAUUCGUAUUUUUAAUAGGAGCAUCAAAGUGAUAUCGAAUACAGUGUGUUUGUCGACGAGCUCGUAUUAUACUCAACGUAUUCAUGAUUCUGCGUUGGAAGGCGGGUGCACAAUACAUCGCAACACUUGGGAGCCAAUCACUCCGGAAGAUAUUCGUAGUGAUGUUCAACUCAUUCUAUACUUUAACGCAUUCCUUUUACACUUUGGACCACAACAUAUUGAUAUCGACGCCCCAAUCCGUAUUGUUGCUCAAUCUUUGCGUGGAAUCUGGCCGAAAUCUGGUACCGAGCUUGCUACUCUACUUACCGAAAUCUCAUCUGGAUUUGUCAUUAUCAAUCGUUUCAUCUACUUGGCCAGCAAUCCGACUCAUCACGAAAAGAUUAUUGAUCAUUUGGCUACUUUCCAAGACGACUGUAGCGACACCUAUUACCUCCAUCUGCCGUGUGUUGUCAAUGAGGAGGAGAUGAUGGUUGUCGACUUUGAGGAUCUCUAG